AUUUGACUUUAUUAUGGUCAUAGACGCAAGGAGAAAAAGUUUCUGAAGCUCAGAAAUGUAGAAAAACGCUUUGCCCCGGACAACUUUGAGUGAAUUUAAGGCACUCCCCCAAACAUCUUAUCUGACCAGUUGAGUGUUGAACAUAACAUUUUUUAAUGCAAUGUGAUGAAAAAUUCAUAGGCGUAAGCCUCUCGCAUGCCAUUCGAGGCUUAAGGCUGCAAGCUUUCUCCACGGAAAUCAAUCAAAGGCGACUUUCACAGCCACUUCUCAGCAGGUGCCCACAAAAUUCAGGACUUCUACAAAGGUUUGACGCCAGGUUUCUAGAAGAAGAAAAGCACAAAAUCUUAGUUCAACCAUUAAAGAGAUUUGUGUUGGAACAUCUAAUGGCAUCAAAUAAAAGACUAAAAAUCCUUUGCAUCCAUGGGUACAGGCAAUCAGGACAAACAUUUAGAGAGAAGACAGGAUCCUUAAGGAAAUUACUGAAGAACCAUGCAGAGUUUGUGUACAUAACAGCUCCGCACAAGGUUCCGCCUGGAAAUCUUGGCAGUGCUGCUGCCUCUGAGAGCGAAGCCUCCUGUGAUACCCCCCAAGAAAAGAAUGAUGAGAACGGCUGGUGGUUUUCUAGAGAGGACGACUACUUUAAAUCCACAGAUUACAGCAAUAUUUCCAAGGGUUUCCAGGCUUCCGUUGAUAUGAUUAUUAGUGUUUUGGAAAACCCUCCUGAUGGGGGAUUCGAUGGCAUCUUAGGGUUCAGCCAGGGUGCCUGCCUGGUGUCAAUGCUUUGUUUGUUGCAGCAGAAAGAACAGAAAAACUGGUUUAAAUUUGCUGUGCUGGUAGCGGGUUUCAAAAGUAGGUCAUCGAAUCAUGACAUCUUCUACCUGCAUCAAGCUGCCAUUCCGUCAUUGCAUGUAUAUGGGGAGACUGACAGAAUAAUCUCUACAGAAAUGAGCCAAGAGCUGCUUCAAUACUUUGAGAAUCCCACCACGCUAAUACACUCAGGAGGGCAUUUUGUGCCUGCCUCUGGUCAACAAAAGAAAAUGUAUUUUGACUUCUUUGAUAAAAUGUUAACAGCUAGUUAACACAGGUGUUUUAUAAAUCCAAAGGCAUGAAGUAGACCAAUUGAGCAAUUAAUUUAUUUUAAAUUAAUAUAAUCAUUAAUCCAAUAACAACAUGAUAGAAAGAGGAUUUUACAGUUGACUGCUUUUAUUGCAAUAGAAUUUUACCAUAAUUUUAAAAUAACUUUUCUUUGAGAAGAGUUCUUCAUUCAGAACAAGAUCAUAAACUUGGCUAAUCUUAUGUUAGUGAAUACUAUACUAAAAUACUCUGAAAAUUAAAUAUAAAUCACUAUAAAUAAACAA
This is a messenger RNA of Biomphalaria glabrata, 1358 nucleotides long. Its product is annotated as esterase OVCA2-like. The transcript is spliced from 2 exons. NCBI's taxonomy places the organism in Eukaryota, Metazoa, Mollusca, Gastropoda, Planorbidae. The coding region runs from base 156 to 1079 and encodes 307 amino acids. The record is from RefSeq and is a predicted model, not a curated record. Gene Ontology annotation, biological process: response to retinoic acid. Gene Ontology annotation, cellular component: cytoplasm; nucleus.